AUGUGCCAUUCUCUGCGAGUUCUCCACCAGCUUCUCCAAAACCAGUUUCCGCUCCAGACAUCGAACACAGAGGCAGCACAUCAGAUGAACAUGACACAGAUCUAUGAGUUCAUUCAGCAAAUUAAUGCUGCAUCGGCAGCCUCCAGUAAGGAGAGCGGACAGCAUGGGCUGACUAAAGAACAGGUGGAAGCUAUAGUGAAGGGUUUGUUGGCCAGCAGUGUGCAGGAAAUAGCCACAGUUAUGCAGGGACAAGUGGAAGCGUUAAAGAUCCUACUGCAGGGAGAAAUAACCUCACUGCUGCAGAAAGUAACAGGGCUGGAGGCUGAGAUCAGAACAGUUGUUGGGGCACAUCAGAUGUUGACUGACAAGAUAAAUCAAGCCCCUGGUUCAUUUGAAGGCUUCACUGGUCAGAACGCUGACUGGCUGGCAGCAUCACAUACUUUGGAACAUAAGCUGUUGAAUUUGACUCAAGAAGUGAAUCAUCUCUCAUCGCAGUACGCGUCCCUCAGCAGCAGUCUCGUCAACUGUUGCAGGAACAGUUCCGACUUGGAUGGCAUUGUCAGAGCUCAUGUCUUUUCACUGUUGUCACAGAUGAGCACAGAUAAAGAUGGUCCACUGGCCAGUCUUGUGGUCCAGAUGGGUCAGAAUUAUGUGGAUAAAGCUGAAAUGGAAAGCAGACUGUCUGCCAUCACUUUAGAAGUCAUCAGAAAUGUCAAAGUUACACAGGCUGAAACAGAACAGAAAUCUGAUGCCAGGGCAGAUGUCCAGGAACCGAUGAUUGCAAGUUUGAACGAAUCGGCAGUGAAAUCAAUCGUGGAAGAAGCCCUCAAUCAGUUCAGUGCAGACCGUGUAGGGAUGGCAGACUUUGCCUUGGAAUCAGCAGGUGGCAGUGUCAUAAGUAUCCGAUGCUCAGAGACUUACUACAAGAAGACAGCCCUUGUUAGUGUGUUCGGCAUUCCUCUGUGGUAUACUUCAAACUCUCCUCGUACUGUUAUUCAGCCAGAUGUCCAUCCUGGGGAGUGCUGGGCCUUCAAGGGACAGACAGGCUUCAUAGUCUUGCAGUUGUCACUUCCCAUAGAACCAUCAGGCUUUACUUUGGAGCACAUCCCUCGUAGUCUGACCCUAACUGGUGACAUCAGCAGUGCACCAAAAGAGUUUGCAGUAUUUGGUUUGGUGUCUGAAAGGGAUACACAGGGUAUCAGUCUAGGCAACUAUACCUAUAAAGACAAUGGAACACCUAUCCAGUUCUUCCCUGUUCAGAAUACCAGCAAAAACAUAUUCCAGCUUGUUGAACUGAGAAUCUUGAGUAACCAUGGCAAUAAAGACUACACCUGCAUCUACAGAUUCCGAGUUCAUGGCACGCCGUGA
Candidula unifasciata is the source of this 1368-nucleotide messenger RNA. Lineage: Eukaryota; Metazoa; Mollusca; Gastropoda; Stylommatophora; Geomitridae. The record is from the annotation of a GenBank genome assembly.